Molecule: messenger RNA, 923 nt
Organism: Contarinia nasturtii (swede midge)
Lineage: Eukaryota; Metazoa; Arthropoda; Insecta; Diptera; Cecidomyiidae
Product: endocuticle structural glycoprotein SgAbd-2-like
Exons: 3
Coding region: 143-742 (199 amino acids)
Cellular component (GO): chitin-based extracellular matrix
Molecular function (GO): structural constituent of chitin-based larval cuticle
Source: RefSeq, a predicted model, not a curated record
AUUCAUUCAGUACUGAAAAUCAUUCCGGAUUGAUAAUACCUGUGAGCGUUGGUCACUAUUUUGGCAACACAUCAAUUUUUAUCAAAAUAUCGAAUCAUCAGAAUAAAGGGUCACCCGAAUCCCGAAAACGAAAAAAAAGAAAAUGUUUGUCAAUCGUAUUUCUUUCGUAAUUUCAAUGUUGACUGCAUUGACUCAAGCCGCGCCAAUUGAAAUUCUUGGCGAUGAACAAAUCGUUCCCGACACAAAUACGCCCAUACCAAUCCUUUCGCAAACGGAUGAAAUUUCACCUGAUGGCAGCUUUAGUUACAGCUUUGAGACGGCCAAUCAUAUAAAGCAACAAGCCAACGGUUAUCAUAAGACCGUAUUAGUACCGCGCUUACGUUCUGACGGCACUCAGACCGGUGAACUUGAGUCAGCCGAUAUAAUUGUACAGACGGGAUCAUAUUCCUAUUUGGCUCCUGAUGGUACCUUAAUUUCUGUACAAUUUGUUGCUGACGAGAAUGGUUUUCAAGCCUUUGGAGGACACUUACCAACGCCACCAUCGGCCGUACAACUACCAGAAUCCAUAAUGCAUGAACAGAGCAGUCAACAAUUAACAGAAGAACAACCGCCAACAACAAAUCAAUUGAUUGCGACUCAAGACAAUGCCAUCGCCGUACCAUCUGAAUCGACAAUCAUCCAGAACAAUGAAAGCCAACAGCGACAACAAAGAUCAUCAUUUUUUCCACCACUCUUUCAAUAAACACCGGCUCUCGUGAUGUGGUUUCUUUUUUCUGAUGACUGACCCAAGGACGAAACAUACUCUCCAUUCUUGAAGGCUUACGCUACUAUUCAAUUUUAAAUUUGACGAAUGUAAGCGCGAAAAUUGAAUAAAUUGAAUCGUUGAGAAAUUCCAUGAAAAAUAAACGAAAAACUAUUUUUUU